AUGAUUGCGACUAGCCCAGAACCCUGGCUUUACUUUAAGGAUAAGACCAACUCGUCGACAUUCUCCCUCUUUGACACCGGUUUGCCAUUGGAUGAGCAGGGCAGCAACUACAGUAUCUUACCUCCUCCACUGCAAGAUCCACACGAGUAUCGUAACUCUUUGGUGUUCAUUCGCGAGAAAGCUCUGGGGUCGACAUCGAUUGCAGCAGAUCAGGUCUUGGCCUAUUCUUCGACCUCUGGCUUUUGGCAAGACGCCGUCUUGGGAAAUAACGACACUUAUAUUCAAUGGUCAGUGAGCGGUCUGAUCACGGCUACUUUUGGAGCACUGAAUCCCGAACAUUGGAAGCUGCCCAUAGUCGUUGCGGAGAUCAAGUCCCCUACUGCUGCAUAUGACAUGGCUCUUUACAUCCCGGUAGAGUUGGGUAGAUUCGACGUACCACAGAGCAAGUAUCAGCAUUCGCUUUUACUCCCAGGAAUUGCUCCCCUCAUGGUUGCAAAGGAUCUCGUUUCUCAGACUAUCAACGUUAUCAAAUCGCAUCCUCCCUCGUUCAAGGUCUCCCAGAUCACGUCUCCUUUGGUGCGCCCUUCCUACCAUGUGCAAGGAAUCAGAAUUCUAGCGCCCCACCCUCCAGCCAUAGGUCUUUAG
This is a messenger RNA of Linnemannia hyalina, 645 nucleotides long. Lineage: Eukaryota; Fungi; Mortierellomycota; Mortierellomycetes; Mortierellales; Mortierellaceae. The record is from the annotation of a GenBank genome assembly.